Molecule: messenger RNA, 843 nt
Organism: Phymastichus coffea
Lineage: Eukaryota; Metazoa; Arthropoda; Insecta; Hymenoptera; Eulophidae
Exons: 1
Coding region: 1-843 (280 amino acids)
Source: RefSeq, a predicted model, not a curated record
AUGAUUACAAUUACUUUCAGAUCCUUACAUAAUGAUUUAAAACGUACAUUGAGUUUUUUAGUAGUGCCAAAUAUUUCAGAUUCAGUACCGAACGAUUUGAUACCGAGAGAAAGACUCAAAAUUCCCUCUUACAUUCGCCUCGCCGACCCCGAGUUUCACAAACCUGCACCUGUCGAUAUGUUUAUUGGAUCGGGCACGACACUGUCACUCUUUUGUAUUGGCACGAUUAAUCUAUCUCAAGGCAACAAUGAUCUUAUUUUUCAAAAAACCAUGUUGGGAUGGGUGCUAGGUGAAGGCUUGAAUUUUCCCAAAACUUCCGCUCGCGGCGUCGCAAAUAAUUGCAUGUUAACAGACUUAGAAAGUAGUAUAGAAAGAUUCUGGCUUAUUGAAGAGAUACCGGAGAAAGUUCAAUUUUCAGCAGCGGAACAUGAGUGUGAGGAGCAUUUCAAAAAAUAUGUCACUCGAAAUGAAGACGGUCGAUAUGUUGUAGCACUACCCUUUAAAAAAUCUCCAGAGUUACUAGGUCAAUCAAGGUCUAUUGCAACGAAACGAUUACAAUAUUUAAUGUCUAAAUUCUCAAGGAAUGCGAAUUGUAAAGAACAAUAUAAUGCUGCAAUUCAAACCUACAUAGACUUGGGCUACAUGUCAACAGCGGAAUCAUCAGAUGACUCUGGUUACUACUUACCGCAUCAUGCCGUAAUCAAAUCGUCGAAUUCUACCACAAAGGUGCGAGUAGUUUUCGAUGCAUCGGCAAAAACUACUAGCGGUUAUUCAUUAAAUGAUUUAUUGAUGACCGGUCCCACUAUACAAGACAGUCUUUACUCUUUAGUUUUGCGAUUUUGA